AUGAAAGGAGUCAGCAGAUUUGGAAGAGUGAGUACGCUCAGUCCAAGGUAUGUUGGACCUUUUGAAAUCCUUGAAAGGAUUGGUAAGUCUGCCUACAAAUUGUUACUAUCUGAUCAGAUGUCUGAUGUGCAUAAUGUUUUUCACGUAUCUACUUUGAGAAUGUGGAUAUCUGAUUCUGAAAAGAAGUUUUCUGCUGAUGAGGCUGAGAUUCAGGAGAAUCUGCAGUACAAAGAAGAACCUGAGUUGAUUUUGGCUUACGAUGUUUGUAAGUUAAGAAGUAAACAGAUUCAUAUGGUUAAAGUUCAGUGGAAGCACCGAACAGCACGCGAAGCGACUUGGGAGAAGGAGUCGGACAUGAGACAGUCGUAUCUAGCUCGAGAAGGAGAACAAGAUAAAGAUGAUCAAAGAGCGGUUCCAAACAUUGAGACACUUUUCAGAAGAUUUUGGAAGGUAGCUUCCCCAUACUGGUCAUCAGAAGAUAAAAUCCAGGCCAGGUUAAAGCUUGCUGCUGUUUUUGCUCUCACCUUAGGAACUACAGGAAUUAGCGUUGGGUUUAAUUUUCUUGGUCGGGACUUCUACAAUGCGCUUGCUAAUAAGGACCAAGAACAAUUUACAAAGCAACUUCUUUACUACUUGGGAGCUUUUGCUGGAGGGAUUCCGAUCUUUGUCCUGAGAGAUUAUGCAAAAGAUACCCUUUCUCUAAGGUGGAGAUCUUGGAUGACAAGCUACUACUUGGAACGUUACCUAAAGAAUCGUACAUUUUACAAAAUUCAGUCUCAAUCCAUAAUUGACAACCCUGACCAGCGCAUUGUUGACGAUCUAAGCUCCUUCACUGGAACAGCUCUUGCAUUUUCAUUGACUGUCUUUAAUGCAGCUGUUGACUUGAUAUCUUUCAGUAAUAUCUUGUAUGGAAUCUACCCUCCCUUAUUUGUAGUUCUUAUUGUUUAUUCACUUGGGGGUACUGCUGUUAGUGUGUUUCUUGGAAAGGGUUUAGUAAACUUGAACUUCAUGCAAGAGAAGAAAGAAGCUGAUUUUCGUUAUGCACUAGUGAGAGUUCGAGAAAAUGCUGAGUCAAUUGCAUUUUAUGGUGGUGAAAAAAAUGAAAAGCAGCUUCUGUUAGACCGUUUCAAGAGGGCUUUUGAAAAUCUAAGUCAACUGUUGAUUUCUUCUCGGAAUCUUGAGUUUUUCACAAGUGGAUACCGGUAUUUGAUUCAGAUUCUUCCGGCUGCUGUAGUUGCCCCUAUGUACUUCUCUGGCAAAAUUGAGUUUGGGGUUAUCAACCAAUCUGUUUCUGCUUUCAAUCAUAUAUUAAGCGAUUUCUCCUUGAUUGUUUACCAAUUUCAAUCAAUAAGUGCCUUCUCAGCCAUAAUUGAUCGUCUAGGUGAGUUUGAUGACGUUCUGGAUGCUGCUUUCUCAAAUGAUUUGAAAUCUGAUGAUUCUGAAGAGAUUAUCAUUCAUCAUACUGACCUUUGUGUUCAAUCUUCCUCUGAUUGUAAUGGUUCAAUACCUCAGUCUGAGUGUCAAAAAUUACUGGAGGUUUAUAAUUUGACAUUACAAACGCCAAGAAGUGGAACAAUCCUUAUUAAAGGCUUGUCUUUCGUGAUCAAUGAAGGGGAUCACCUACUGAUUACGGGACCAAGUGGAAGUGGCAAGACGUCAUUCUUAAGAGCUCUGGCUGGCCUCUGGACUAGCGGGCAAGGGAACAUCACAUUUUAUGGGAAAGAUUCUACUCGUUGUCAAACAUCUCUCUCAUCAGGCACAAAUUCUUCACCACAACAAUUAUCAAAAGAUGAUGAUCUUCAAAACAAGAGGUAUAGAAGAGAUGGCCAAGUGUUUUUCCUUCCGCAGAGGCCAUAUAUGGCCUUGGGAACACUUCGCCAGCAGCUACUCUAUCCAACAUGGAGUGAGAAUUCACUUCCAGUUUCAACUAACUCUGGGAUUGCUGGUAUGUUGGCCUUUAUCCUAUAUCUUAUUGCAUGGUGGGGUGUGACACAUCACCUAAAUGAUCAAAUGACCUCCGAUCGCCAAACAAACUGUGUCGUUGGGAUCAGAGCGUCGAAUUUGCCUAUGAGCGAGCCCCUCGCAGUAGAACCUUUCUCAAAUGAUUUGAAAUCUGAUGAUUCUGAAGAGAUUAUCAUUCACCAUACUGACCUUUGUGUUCAAUCUUCCUCUGAUUGUAAUGGUUCAAUACCUCAGUCUCACUGUCAAAAAUUACUGGAGGUUUAUAAUUUGACAUUACAAACGCCAAGAAGUGGAACAAUCCUUAUUAAAGGCUUGUCUUUCGUAAUCAAUGAAGGGGAUCACCUACUGAUUACGGGACCAAGUGGAAGUGGCAAAACGUCAUUCUUAAGAGCUCUGGCUGGCCUCUGGACUAGUGGUCAAGGGAACAUCACAUUUUAUGGGAAAGAUUCUACUCGUUGUGAAACAUCUCUCUCAUCAGGCACAAAUUCUUCACCACAACAAUCAUCAAAAGAUGAUGAUCUUCAAAACAAGAAGUAUAGAAGAGCUGGCCAAGUGUUUUUCCUUCCGCAGAGGCCAUAUAUGGCCUUGGGAACACUUCGCCAGCAGCUACUCUAUCCAACAUGGAGUGAGAAUUCACUUCCAGUUUCAACUAACUCUGGGAUUGCUGCAUCCAGCUCAUCUCAGAACAACGACAUGCCUUCUACUGAAGAUCUCGUCCAUGUGCUCAAUGUCGUUUCCCUCAGUGACAUUUUGUCUCGUUUCCAAGGCUUGGAUUGCUUGUAUGAGUGGUCUAGUGUACUCUCACUCGGCGAGCAGCAGCGUCUUGCAUUUGCUCGGUUGUUGCUUGCAAAGCCAAAUUUUGUUUUAUUGGAUGAGUCCACAAGUGCCUUAGAUGAAGCCAAUGAGGCUCAUCUCUACAAGCAAAUUGAAGCUGCAGGGAUAACAUAUAUCAGCAUCGGACACCGCUCAACACUCUUCAAGUACCAUAGCAAGGUCUUGAAAAUCUCAAAGUUUGAUCAUAACAACAACCAGCAGAACUGGCAACUUUGGCCCAUAAGUAAAGCCACUAAACCUCAGUCCAUACCAGCUUCUUGACCUGAAAUGGAACAAUCCAAACUCUAACGGUCGACAAAAGCGAGAUCCAUCUGCCUAUUUUGAUGCAUAUCAGAAGAAUUUUUUGCGUUGUCUGCUCAGUUAUUACUCCUUUUAUAUACGUAGACUAAGGCUUGUUUGUGACGGUUUUCUUAUUGCUUCGUAAAGCAGUUUUUUAAUAAAAAAUUAAAAUUUUAUACUAAAAAGUUGUUUUAAGAAGCGGAAUAAAAGUCGUCCCAAACGAAGCCAAAACAAGACUUUUAUCUGUGAGAAUCUAAGAAGAAAAUAUCAAUGCAGUUUUUGGUGAUAGAUAACUGAGAUUUAGGCUUCGUUUAGGACGGCUUUCUUUCUGCUUCAUAAAGCAGCUUUUUAGUACAAAAUUUUUAUACUAGAAAGCCGCUUUAAGAAGCAUAAAGAAAGUUGUUCCAAAUGAAGCCUUGGAAUGAAGCUGUAUUUUACUAAUGGAGGAAUGCCUGUACUGAAGAUGAUUACACAGUUUCAUUAAGCAGGAGGCAAGAAAGUGAUGCUAUUACUGCAGGUUGAUAAUAGUCUUAUGAAUUUGGAUUUUAAUUGUAUGGUUGAAAGCAUUGGUAUCAUUUUCAUUGUAGUUUUGAAUAAAAAAAAAUUAAGAGGAUAAUAUUAAUAUGUAUGUAUAGAAAUUGAAUUUAUAAAUUUUGGUUUUGUUU
This is a messenger RNA of Dendrobium catenatum, 3740 nucleotides long. Its product is annotated as ABC transporter D family member 2, chloroplastic-like. Bases 1 to 3057 code for a protein of 1018 amino acids. The transcript has 13 exons. Gene Ontology annotation, biological process: transmembrane transport. The record is from RefSeq and is a predicted model, not a curated record. NCBI's taxonomy places the organism in Eukaryota, Viridiplantae, Streptophyta, Magnoliopsida, Asparagales, Orchidaceae. Gene Ontology annotation, cellular component: membrane. Gene Ontology annotation, molecular function: ATP hydrolysis activity; ATP binding; ABC-type transporter activity.